Thunnus maccoyii (southern bluefin tuna) is the source of this 8779-nucleotide messenger RNA. RefSeq lists its product as uncharacterized. The transcript is spliced from 5 exons. NCBI's taxonomy places the organism in Eukaryota, Metazoa, Chordata, Actinopteri, Scombriformes, Scombridae. The record is from RefSeq and is a predicted model, not a curated record. Bases 7690 to 8532 code for a protein of 280 amino acids.
CUUUGCAUGUGAGAGGUAGUGGGAUCGAUGCCCACAUUCUCCAAAAGACUUAACUGUUCCUUCUACUUAUGUAGGGAGAGUCCAGUUAAUGUGGAAAACCAGUUUUACAGCUGAACGUGGGUAAGACAGUCGCAAUCAGAAAGGUCUGGAUGAGGCAUCCAUAGGACCCAAAUGACACAAAGUCCUGAGUGGAAGAGGGAGAGAGAGCAGGAGAAGGAAAGAGGUCCCGGGAGACCCGACUGUCCAUCGCAGAGAGGCCUGGCUGCAGGGGCUGUUAGGUGGGGCUAAAAACUUGGUGUCGUAGUGACAUGCAUGGGGCUGGUUGGUGAACUGCUGUAGCUGGCCACCGCUAGUCAUUCACAGCAGCUCCCAGAGUUUCUCUCUGCUGUUCCGUUUCCUUGUCUUGACAUUUAUACACAGCUCAUUCAAAGAGGUAGCAGUAUCGUGGCCUCCUCUCAUAACUGAGUGCAAAGCAGCUCUCUGUUGUGGAGCAGCUUUUACUCUGACAGAGGAGGGUAAAACCAGCCAGUGGUGCAACACAUCCAACACGCUAGGAUAGCUUCCUCCAUUUUGGACUCUCUGUUCCCUCCUAGGUAUCAUAGGGAUCUCUUCCAAGAAGGCUCACGCUUGGUCAGCGAUGUGUGGAUUGAUUUUGCCCCCUUGAACCGGACCCACUGAUUGGAUGAAUUGAAUGUACUGCUGUAAAUCAAGGUCUUAAUCAUGGAACCAGUCAGCUCGAUGACAUGGUCAUCACAUUAAAGUGAAAUUGACUCGACGAGUCAUCCAACAUGCUACGAUAGCAUUUUGGACUCUCUGUUCUCUCUUAAGUAUCAUAGGGAUCUCUUCCAAGAUGGCUUGUGAUUGGUCGCUGGUGUGCAGAUUGACUUUGCCUCCUUGACCGGAUCCUCUGAGUAGAUGAGUUGAAUUCACUGCCUUAAAUGCUGCCGCGUGGAGGCCUUGAUGGAGCCAAUUAGCUCAAUAACAUGUAAACACAGCAGACUAAAGUCAAGCUGACUCGACGAGGAUGGGAUUCGAACCCACGUGCGCAGAGCACAAUGGAUUAGCAGUCCAUCGCCUUAACCACUCGGCCACCUCGUCUGUUGAUGGGGUUUCAAUGUCCAUACAGCCGUGGCGUUGUAUGGACAAUCUGUGAAACGCAUUGACGUCGGCUAACGUGGCGGUCGUGAGAGCGGUCAGAGUCACGGGACUGAAGGUGUGAAUAGUUGAGGAGCCUUUUCAGAAGGAUUGAAUCAUAGCUGACAGUCUAAACAGCCCGUUCACACAUACAGACUUGAACACUGGAGACACAACAGGACGCCUUUCAUUAUCACGUGGACUCUCAAAAACUGCCACUGCUGCUCAAAGGGAAGUUGAGAGAACUUCAACUUUAUGCUGAAGUUAAGACGAGAGGGGGAGAUUGAAAAAAGAGAUGCAUGGGGGAAAAAAACAUGCCAGCAGAGUGCUGACAUUACAUGUAAGAGGACUCUCUCUAUCUUAGUUCUGAAUUAAUUGUAAAGGGGAGAUUGUUUGUUGUAGUGCAGGAGAAAGUUCCAGGGACUAUUACAUAGACACAGUAGGAAAGACUUGUGGAGAAUGCGGGCAUCAAUCCCGCUACCUCUCGCAUGCUAAGUGAGCGCUCUACCACUUGAGCUAAUUCCCCUAUAAUCUAAAAAGCACUCUCUUCACUUUUAAUCACUCCCCCCUGCAGUCUUGAAACGUGGCUUUUCUUGUUAACUUGCAGUCAUGUAAAGACAGAAGAUUGAAUUGAACAUCACCUGACGAGGAUGGCAUUGGAACAGAGGCGUGAAGAGCACAAUUGAUUAGGAGGUCUUCACGCAGACCUGGAAGGUCUGGAGGGUUUCAUUGGUGUCUUUUCUAAGUGGAGACACCAAAUAGAGAUAGGUUUUCCCCCCACCAGGAACAGGAAUCCUGCACAGGGGAGGAAGGUAGAGAAGUGCAGCACGGAGCGAGAUAUCGUCUCUUUCUUCAUAGGGGAAUUAGCUCAAAUGGUAGAGCGCUCGCUUCGCAUGUGAGAGGUAGUGGGAUCGAUGCCCACAUUCUCCAAAAGACUUAACUGUUCUUUCUACUUACGUAGGGAACGUCCAGUUAAUGUGGAAAACCAGUUUUACAGCUGAACGUGGGUAAGGCAGUCGUAAUCAGAAAGGUCUGGAUGAGGCAUCCAUAGGACCCAAAUGACACAAAGUCCUGAGUGGAAGAGGGAGAGAGAGCGGGAGAAGGAAAGAGGUCCCGGGAGACCGGACUGUCCAUCGCAGAGAAGCCUGGCUGCAGGGGCUGUUAGGUGGAGCUGAAAACUUGGUGACGUAGUGACAUGCAUGGGGCUGGUUGGUGAACUGCUGUAGCUGGCCACCGCUAGUCAUUCACAGCAGCUCCCAGAGUUUCUCUCUGCUGUUCCGUUUCCUUGUCUUGACAUUUAUACACAGCUCAUUCAAAGAGGUAGCAGUAUCGUGGCCUCCUCUCAUAACUGAGUGCAAAGCAGCUCUCUGUUGUGGAGCAGCUUUUACUCUGACAGAGGAGGGUAAAACCAGCCAGCGGUGCAACACAUCUAGGAUAGCUUCCUCCAUUUUGGACUCUCUGUUCCCUCCUAGGUAUCAUAGGGAUCUCUUCCAAGAAGGCUCACGCUUGGUCAGUGGUGUGUGGAUUGAUUUUGCCCCCUUGAACCGGACCCACUGAUUGGAUGAAUUGAAUGUACUGCUGUAAAUCAAGGUCUUAAUCAUGGAACCAGUCAGCUCGAUGACAUGGAAACACAGCAGAUUAAAGUGAAAUUGACUCGACGAGGAUGGGAUUCGAACCCACGCGUGCAGAGCACAAUGGAUUAGCAGUCCAUCGCCUUAACCACUCGGCCACCUCGUCUGUUGAUGGGGUUUAAAUGUCCAUACAGUCUGGCUGGGCCACCGCUAGUCAUUCACAACAGCUCCCAGGAAUUCUCUGUUUUCUCAUCUUGACAUUUAUACACGGCUCAUUCAAAGAGGUAGCAGUAUCAUGGCCUCCUCUCAUAACUGAGUGCAAAGCAGCUCUCUGUUGUGGAGCAGCUUUUACUCUGAAAGAGGAGGGUAAAAGAAGCCAGCGGUGCAAGUCAUCCAACAUGCUACGAUAGCUUCCUCCAUUUUGGGAUCUCUUCCAAGAAGGCUUGUGAUUGGUUGGUGGUGUGCAGAUUGACUUUGCCUCCUUGACCGGAUCCUCUGAGUAGAUGAGUUGAAUUCACUGCCUUAAAUGCUGCCGCAUGGAGGCCUUGAUGGAGCCAAUUAGCUCAAUAACAUGUAAACACAGCAGACUAAAGUCAAGCUGAUUCGACGAGGAUGGGAUUCGAACCCACGUGCGCAGAGCACAAUGAAUUAGCAGUCCAUCGCCUUAACCACUCGGCCACCUCGUCUGUUGACAGGGUUUCAAUGUCCAUACAGUUGUGGCGUUGUAUGGACAAACUGUGAAAAAAUCUCUUUGGCGGUCAUGAGAGCGGUCAAAGUCACGGGACUGAAGGUGUGAAUAGUUGAGGAACCUCUUUGGAAGGAUUGAAUCAUAGCUGACAAUCUAACAGCCAGUUCACACAUACAGACUCCAACACUGGAGACACAAAAGGACGCCUUUCAUUGUGAUGUGGACUCUGAAAAAACUGCCACUGUUACUCAAAGGGAAGUUGAGAAAAGUUUAUGCAAAAGGUCAGAGAUUUCCUUGCAAGGCAGCUGGAUUUGCGAGAUCACAACAUGAGGAGAUCAUGCAAGAAUCCAUCUUGUCAGGCUUCAAUUGAUGCACUUGUGUCUGAACCACCAGUGGUUUGGACCAAUCAACGUCCUAUCAGGAUUCUUGUGUGACUUUGUGAUCUCUUGAAUCCAGCUGCCUCGCAAGGUAAGACAGUGAUGGUUCAUCCAAUCACCUGCCAAGUAUUUUUUGAAAGUGCCUGCCCUUUUCCAAACAGUUUCCAAGGAUGACGUCUGUAGGAGAAUUUACUGCUUUAUAUCAUGGCCUUAAUCAUGGAGCCAGUUUGCUUGAUGACAUGUAAAUACAGCAGGUUAAAGUGAAGUUGACUCGACGAGGAUGGGAUUCGAACCCACGCGUGCAGAGCACAAUGGAUUAGCAGUCCAUCGCCUUAACCACUCGGCCACCUCGUCUGUUGACACUGUUUAAAUGUCCAUUCACUCAUGUCACUGUUUGGAAAAUCUAUGAAACACAAUGAAGUCAGUUGACAUGGCAACUGAAUAUGUGAAUCCUGAAUGAAUUGUACAGAUUGGGUUAUUUGUAGUUGUGCACAAUAAUGUUCUUGGGGAUACUACAUACACACAGAGGGAAAACCUUCUGGAGAAUGCGGGCAUCGAUCCCGCUACCUCUCGCAUGCUAAGCGAGCGCUCUACCAUUUGAGCUAAUUCCCCUGUGCAAAGCACAGAAUGUGAAGCUCCAACUCUCAGCUGCUUCUCCUCUUCUGCUUCAGAAUGUCAGUUCAUGUUUCUCAAGCUGUUUUCAAACUUCAGCUUAAAUAUUUUCUCAGUAUCAAUGAAUCUGACUAAUUAUGAUAUUGAUUGUGGUGCAGAAUAAGGUUCCUGGAAUGUCAUAAAUGGGUGUCAUGUGGACGGAUGCAGAGGAAAGUUGUAUCUUACUGACAAGGAGAAACAAAGGGUCAAGGGUCUUCUAGAGAAUGCUAAGCAAGUGCUCUACCAUUUCAGCUAAUUCUCCUGUAACUAAAAGGAGCACUCCACCUAAAAAUCUGUCUGAUGACCUUCAAUCACUCCCCUCCUGCAAUCUUGAAAUGUGGCUUUUCUUCAGUUUGUUAUGUAAUGUUGUUUUUUUUUAAAUUUCUGACUGUGUGGAAACAGUCCCCCCUCCGUCCUCUGCUGCACCAUAGACCAUAGGCAUUGCUAUAAUGCCCAGCUGCAGCACAGCUUCAAUCAGCUCACCAAAGAGUUCCUGAGUCUGACGCUGGUUGAAAAUUACACACAGCCCAGGAAGUACGCAGGUAACCUGUCUAGGAAGAGCUCAUUUUGCACACAGGCAGGGACACACAGCCAAUGGCUCUAACAGGCCAAAUGAAGUAAUCAGACAUAUCGUUCAGUGGAGCUUAUUGAGGUGGAGUGCGUGUACUCCCAGACGGGCGCUAUGCUGCAGCGGGAUGUAGGCCGGGAUCCCGACACUCCAGAUGCGGCAAACAAGGCGGAAGAGGAGUGGGAGGACCAGUACAAGGAGGAGCAGGAGGACGAGGGGUUCCAGGAGGAACUGGAGGAUAUGAGGUUUGCGGGAGACCUCUGGCUGUCACAGCCUAGGGUUAGGGGUCAACCGCCCCCACCUCAUCAUUACAGUCGGGCCCUGUCACACCAGAGCCAGUGGAGGAUGAGGAGGAAGACUUUGUUGCAGGAUGUACUUGGUCCAGACGGUCACAGAGGGUACCAGCAUGCUGUCCGUCUGGCCCAUGCCCUCGUAGAGCUGCGUCGCAGCAGGUGAGGGAGAUAGCCGUACUCUGGCAGAAGCUGUCGGACAGGGACAAGGCUAUCUCUUUCCCCCGCGCCACCAGGACUGGCUUGUCAAGGAGACGGGCCCACACACCAAGCGUUAACAGCAUGAUGCGGUCCUACAUUGGCCGGGGUGCGGGUGCAGCACAGUCUCUGUGCAGCUGUGCCGCAUACACUAUGAGGGCCGUACUAUUGUCGGGGUCCGGGUAAACCACUGGGCGGCUGUCAAGAGGGACAACUGUCUCAUCAGAGACAAUGUCUACAACAGCAAGGACCUCACAGCAGCCACCAACCUCCAGCUUUAUGAGGUCAACCACCAGACCCUUCUGCAGUGACUGAAGCCGCCCAGCCUGCCAGGCUGCCUUCAAGCCAGAAAACUGCAUGAACUGAAAGCAGUGUUGACUGAGGACCAGACAGUCGUCUGCUACAGCUGUUAUUAAUGUCACAUAUUAGACCUUCAUUGUUAUAUAAAUACUGUGGGACAUUGCUGCCACCCUCUGUUCAGACUGUGGCACAAACAGCACAAACUGUAACUCAUUUUGCACAAAACACUUGUCCUCAAAACCUUUUGUAUUGAAUUUCUUUGUAUUUCUUUCUUAUUGAAGUAUUUUGUAUCUGUUAGAAAUCUCUCACUGUUGGCUUUUAUUAAUCAUUGAGUUGAAAGGAAUCAAUUGAGUUGCAUUUUUAAAAGUGAGAUUCUCCUCUGUUCAUUCUCACACUGCAGCCUCUGCUCUCUGUGUCCACACACACACACUCACACAGGUGUUGUCUUCAAGUCUGGCCUUCAACAGGUGACAUUGAUGACCAUUGGUCAGAAAGUGCUGCUGUAAAAUGCAGAGAGAGAAUGCUGAUUGGUUGAAGGAAACCUGGUUUUCUGGACAUUUGGUUCAAAAAGCUGCCUGACAUUAUCCUGAUUAUUUCACUGUUUCACAGAGACAGUUGUUGGGCUUUAAAGGAGUGUGUUUGGUUAUUAGCUAUCAUUUAUAAUUAUCAGAGAUAAUUAUGAAUUAUGAAAUUAAAAAUUAUUAACUUAGUUAAUAAUGCGGGGCACCACCCGGAGACCGGGACUAAUAACCAACUGUAAAGGUAGUCUCAAACAAAGUAUUCACUUAAGGGGAGCUAAUACCUGGUGUAUCAUCACCUCUAAGUGAAUGGUGAAGGUGAAAGUCUGAGCACUGGCUCCCUCAAUCAGUCAUUUAGCACAAUAACAGAUGCACAAUAAUGACAAGAAACUUCUCUUUAAAGCUAUAAAUAGUAUUUAUUAACUUCCACAAGAACUAACAAGGUCAACAAUUGUUUCAAUCAACAAAUACUAUACUACCAACUAAUACUAGCGAAAAACACAUAAAACAGCAGCUGUGUAAAGGUAAAUGGGUAAACUGAAGCAUGUGUGUGUGUGUGUGUGUGUGCAUGUGAGAGAGGAUGUAAGAGUAAGUGUAAGCGUGUAUGUGUAUGUGCGUGUGAGUCACAAGAUGGCCGACGUGGAUCACGUGAUGAUACAAGUGACUCAAGAUGGUGCGGCUUCCGGGGGAAGUCGUGUCACAUGAGAACAACCGGCGGAAGACGCCGCAGAGUUCCAGUUAACAAUAGCAGACAGCGCCGACCGGUGGUCGGUGGCGUUUCUGCACUCACGUGUCUGAUGGCGGAUAACAAAGGGGCAAGACGGCGCUAUGGCCCUCUGUUAUCUGACUAUCAGAUGUGUGGAAAACGUGCGUAGUUAGGUGGAUGUGUAAGUGUAUGUGCGUGUGUGUGGGUGUUAGUAAGAGAAGGAAAGAGAGGAAGGGAGAUCGACUCUCGGUCCCGCGACCGUGAGGGGAGAGUAGCGGUUGCUUUGUCUACAGAGAGUGGGAGUAUGGACGGUAGUCGGUACGCACGUUGUCUGGUUGUGGACUGACAAAGCAACUUACUUUCCACUUGCAGUGGCACAAACACAGAAAUCCCAAAUGGGAUAACACAAACAGUUUAGCGUGGUGAGCACAAACUAAACAGGCAGCAACUUAAAAUACACUCCUCAGAGUGCAGCAGCAAACGGGACUCGGCGGUCCGUUAAACACACAAAAACAAUACAAGCACUAAGCUCAUAAACACACAACUCUAAUACUAUCUCUGCCCAGACAACCUCUUACUUGUGUCGCUCUCUGGAGCGAACCGAUGUGUGUGGCAAAGUCCGUCAGUGAAAUCCAGCAGCGGGUCCUCCGGUGCGUGGUGCUGGCGGAGCCGUCCUUGUUUCCCGGGAAUGACGGCGACCCCUGGUGACGCAGCCUACCACCUCCCCGUUCCAGACACAUACCAAGUGUCCUCAACGGUCCACUCACGGAGCACGACCGCUCCGCCAUCCAGGGAUAUGUUGCAGUCUGCCCUGAAACAAAGGGGUCAGUGCUACAACCAGACUCCCUCCACACUGCAAAGUGCAGGGUACUGGUCUCACCACCACCACGAUGAGUUUGGCUAUGAGGGGAUGAUGGAAGAUCCGGAUGGCCCGCCGCCGCCAACUUACAGUUUGAGGACCCGUCAAAUCGAGUCUCUCACCCGUGAUGUAGAGCAAUUCGACCCGAGAAAUCACGAGUCAAACAUCGAUGAUUAUCUCAGGGAGACUGAGCGGUGCCUGGUUGAUCUUCCAUAUGCCUCUCCACGCGAGAAGCUCAAGCUGGUGUGGAAAACCACGGCAAGAGAAGUCCAUGUUUUCAUGGAAACUCUGCCAGCGGAGACCAGAGACUGGUACCCAGCCCUCUGCAGAGCCUUGCAGGAGGAAUACUCGCUGUACACAGACGAAGCCUCCGCCACUCUCAGCGCCCUUACUAUCACCCAGAGGAAGCACGAGCCUCCGCGUGAGUAUUACAGGCGUCUGAGAGCCGCCUACUUCCAAGGGCGCAAUGCCCCUGGCCUGGAAGAGGAGCAAGCCUUCCGAUCCCUCUUCCUCCACAAUCUCCAUGAAAGCAUCCGGUACGAUGUUACCAUGCACUGCCGCACUGGUAACUACACGACGCAAGAAAUCAGGAGAUACUCUCAGAUGGCAUGGGAAACACGCAUCCGCCCAACCAAAGGGCAUGAGACGGAAGCCAGAGUCCUUGAGGUCUGAACUUCAGAAAACGACACCUUGAUGCUAGAAGGCGACGAAGUGCCUCGCACCAAGGGCAAUUUCAGAGCGGGGCCCCAAGGACACCGACCACCUCGCCAGCAAGGGGAAGCACAGAGCCAAAGAGGUGGCAGCCCAGCGCAGAACCAGGGCCACUUUAAGCCACGAAGGCAGGACUCUGAGCAGAACACUAAGCACCUGAAUCAGUCAGGUAAAGCCAGGAACUUCACUAGGAAGGAACGCCUUAAGG